AUGCUCAGCAAUUAUUUCUUUUAUAUCAGUGCUGUCACUGUUUUGACUGGCUUGGCGUAUGCCACCCCUGGCGAGCAUGUCGAUAAUGACAAUGCGGUCUACACUGUCAAUGACUACGACGGCAUUGGGUCUGGUACGGACAGCUACAAAUUCUACAGUGGUGAUGGAUCGGUGGCAGCCGGGUGGCCAGCGAAAAGUCAAUGGGUCUCGUUCAUCGACAUGUUCAACAACAACAAGAACACUAUGUUCUCCUCUUGUGGAUGGUGGGGUGAGGCCGACAACUCCGGCCCCGAAGUGGGAGAAAUCUGGAACGCAAUCGAGGCCCAGGCCGCUGCAACUUAUGUGGACCACCGCCUGAUCCUGGCGGUCAUCAUGCAAGAAUCUGGGGGAUGUGUGCGCGCUCCUUCGACCUACGGCUCCGUUCGUAACCCUGGACUGAUGCAAUCCCACGAUGGCACUGGGACUUGCAAUGAUAACAACAACGUGCAAAACCCCUGUCCAAACUCGGAGAUUGAUCAGAUGAUUGCUGAUGGAACGGGUGGAACAUCUUCCGGUGAUGGUCUGGCAAACUGCAUCAACCUGACUGGGUACAGUGAUGCUCAAGCGUUCUACGGCGCGGCAAGAAUCUACAAUGCCGGCUCUAUCCCUUCAUCAAAUGAUCUCGGCGCCCCCGGUGCGACACCGUGCUAUGCUUCGGAUAUUGCGAACCGGUUGACGGGGUGGGUGGAUGCCGGGAAUACUUGUCCUCUUUGA
Messenger RNA from Penicillium verhagenii, 753 nucleotides. RefSeq lists its product as uncharacterized. The transcript is spliced from 4 exons. The coding region runs from base 1 to 753 and encodes 250 amino acids. Lineage: Eukaryota; Fungi; Ascomycota; Eurotiomycetes; Eurotiales; Aspergillaceae. The record is from RefSeq and is a predicted model, not a curated record.